Messenger RNA from Zymoseptoria tritici IPO323, 747 nucleotides. RefSeq lists its product as uncharacterized. Lineage: Eukaryota; Fungi; Ascomycota; Dothideomycetes; Mycosphaerellales; Mycosphaerellaceae. The record is from RefSeq and is a predicted model, not a curated record. Gene Ontology annotation, biological process: proteolysis. The transcript has 2 exons. The annotation marks the transcript as partial.
CAACGAACCGUCACCGUCCUGGUCACUGGCUUCGGACCAUUCCAGGACAAGUUCCCGGUCAAUCCAUCAUUCGAGAUCACCAAGUCUCUACCAGAAAGUCUGCGUCCAUCCUCCAGAUUCUCACAAACGAAAAUCCGCAUCAUCCCGUACAGCUCGGCCAUCCGUGUUUGCUACGAUGAAGUCCUCCAGCUCGUUCCAAAGCUUCAUGACGGGUAUGCCGGAACCGUCGAUCUGGUGCUACAUAUUGGAAUGGCGUCGGGGAGGAAGUUCUACUGCGCUGAGCGAUAUGGUCAUCGGGAUGGGUACCAAAAGAACAAGGUGAGUUUUGUGGACCUCGACGGCAUCACACCUCCCAUAGACCAGGGUCCCACUAUCUUUCCAGACUGUCCAUCCACCAUGACCACCUCUCUCGACUACAUGCACCUCCUUCAAAACUGGGCGGAGAACAUCGCCUCUCUGCCCGAGACAUCGCCGGCCUUCAACGCCGACAUCCGCCCAUCGGAGGACGCAGGCCGGUAUCUGUGCGACUACACAUACUUCAACAGUUUGGCAUACUUUGGACGACGGAGUGGGGUGAUGGAAGGCGGAGACCAGAAAUCGAGACCGGUAUUGUUCCUGCACGUUCCGGCGGAGAGUGAUGGGAGCAUGAUUGAGAAGGGGAGGGAGGUUUGUGAGGCUUUGAUUGCGGCUAUGGUGGAGACUUAUCUGGGGCAGGAGAAGAGGGCCGGGCAGAAGGUGGACUUGUAG